Messenger RNA from Lingula anatina, 1796 nucleotides. RefSeq names its product U5 small nuclear ribonucleoprotein 40 kDa protein. The record is from RefSeq and is a predicted model, not a curated record. Gene Ontology annotation, molecular function: RNA binding; protein binding. NCBI's taxonomy places the organism in Eukaryota, Metazoa, Brachiopoda, Lingulata, Lingulida, Lingulidae. Gene Ontology annotation, cellular component: catalytic step 2 spliceosome.
UGCAACUUCCUGUUUUCCGUCUGUCUGUAGGUCGCCCAAGCCGGCGGCAUUGUUUAUGUUGUAAAUCGUAUUUUAAGCCAUUUAAUAUACAUUUUCCAAGCUCAAAAAUGGAAGCUGGAAAGAGGAAAGCUCAGGACAUGGCCGUAGUUGCCAUGAAGAGACCGAGAAAUGAACUGGUGUAUAUGGAAAAUAAAGAAAAUGGUGCCGUAGUACAGUCAAGUGGUCCUCCCAGAACAUCCAAUCUCUUGGCACCCAUCAUGCUGCUAUCUGGUCACGAGGGAGAGAUCUUCACCUCAAAGUUUUCCCCAGAUGGGACUAUGCUGGCCUCAGCAGGAUUUGACAGACUGAUAUACUUUUGGAAUGUGUAUGGGGAAUGUGAAAACUUUGCAGUGUUAAAGGGGCAUUCUGGAGCAGUGAUGGAGCUGAACUUUUCUACAGAUGGAAGCCAACUUGUCACCUGUGCUACCGACAAAACUAUUGCAUUAUGGGAUAUUGAAGUUGGCGGGAGGAUAAAGCGGUUAAAAGGACACACGUCUUUUGUCAACAGCUGUAACUUAGCGAGGAGAGGACCGCAGUUGAUAUGCAGUGGCAGUGAUGAUGGCUCUAUUAAGUUAUGGGACAGCAGGAAGAAGCACGCCAUCCAGACAUUCCAGAACACAUACCAGGUGACCUCACUGACCUUCAAUGACACGGCAGAGCAGGUCAUAUCUGGCGGAAUAGAUAAUGAACUGAAGGUGUGGGAUCUCAGAAAGAAUGACAUCCUGUACAAGAUGCGUGGUCACACGGACACAGUGACCGGUAUGGAGCUGUCCCCCGAGGGGUCAUACUUGCUGACCACCGCCAUGGACAAUACAGUCAGGGUGUGGGACGUCAGGCCCUUCGCACCCCAGGAAAGAUGUGUCAAAAUAUUCACUGGGAAUCAGCAUACGUUUGAGAAGAAUCUCCUGCGCUGUUCCUGGUCACCAGAUGGCAGUAAAGUCUCAGCAGGCUCAGGAGACAGGUUUGUCUAUGUGUGGGACACGACAACGCGGCGAAUAUUGUACAAACUUCCAGGUCACGCAGGCUCCGUCAAUGAGGUGGACUUUCAUCCUACAGAACCCAUAGUGCUAUCAUGUUCAAGUGAUAAAAAUAUAUACCUGGGAGAAAUUGAAUGAUAUUUGCCAUCAUGAAGGAAGGCAAGGAAGGGACAUGGCCAUGGGCGAUAUGGAGUUGAGUCAGUGAAAAUAACUGAAAAUUGGGCAGUGGAGACAUUUGUCUAAGAUAGAUAUUAUGGUGAACAAUUGAAGUUCACUGUAGAAUAGCUACCAUGGUAGAUGCUCUGAAUUGUUUUUAUGGGAAAGGAGGCUUUAGAACCUGCAACAAAAAUGACUUCGGAAUGUGUACAGAAAUGGUCAGAAUUUUACUGGAUGGCUUCAGUUAUUCUGAAAUUUGUCUUAGGGCCAGCGUUAAAGUUACAGACUGGUUAACUGACAAAUGUAAAACUACAGAGUUAACACAGAAUGGUUAAGUCAAGGAAAAUCAAAAUCGUACUCAUUUUUAAAUUUUUUGUUUAUGAUCAAGCAUCUUGACCUACCUGGAGGAAAGAGGGUUUUUGCUCCAUGUCAAAGUUUUGCAGUUUUAAGAUAUUACCAUUUUGUGAACUUGUAAAAAGAGACAAUGCAAAAGCCUGCAUUGUAAAACAGAUUUCAGCAAUUACUUAUAAGAUGAAAAAUGUAUAAAGAAUUAUGUACAAAUCUCUUUGAGAUGAGAGUUUUAUAUUGUAAAAUAUACCAAAUCAAUAUACCAGAAAGAGUAUU